CCCUCGCCGGCGCCGCCUCGCGCAGGUCCCGCUCCUGCCGCACCUCCUCCGGCUCUGCAGAGGCGGCGGGGAGCGACCGAACACCGCGGGGUCUGGCCGGAGCCGAGCCGGGGUCGGGUGCUGCGAGGACCCCGGAGGCGGGGCCUGUGGGACCGCGAUGGGCGUGGAGAUCGAGACCAUCUCCCCAGGAGACGGAAGGACAUUCCCCAAGAAGGGCCAGACAUGUGUGGUGCACUACACAGGAAUGCUCCAAAAUGGGAAGAAAUUCGAUUCAUCCAGAGAUAGAAACAAACCUUUCAAGUUCAGAAUUGGUAAACAGGAAGUCAUCAAAGGAUUUGAAGAGGGUGCAGCCCAGCUGGGUCCUCUUUCUCCUCUUCCCAUCUGCCCCCAUCCCUGCUAGAUGAGCUUGGGGCAGAGGGCGAAGCUGACCUGCACCCCUGAUGUGGCAUAUGGAGCCACAGGCCAUCCUGGUGUCAUCCCUCCCAAUGCCACCCUCAUCUUUGACGUGGAGCUGCUCAACUUAGAGUGAAGGCAGGAAGGAUCUCAAGGCGGCUGGAGCUGGCUGCUGCUCACCCUUCUAGCCUGCCUUGCCACUGGGAUGGCUCCUCCUAGGUGGGCUCUUGAUCAGUGCGCUCAGCUCACUGCCCCACGGCACUACCGCUCGCUCUGCCCAAGCUGCUCUGUGUCGCCAGUCUCACACAUCUUUGCUUGAGGAGACUUCGGUUGCAGAUUGAAACAUUUCAGGUUGUGCAUUUUGUGUGAUGCAUGUAGUCGCCAUUCCUGAUCACAGAACAUGAAUUUGUUUGCACAAUCUAUACUGCCUUAUGGUCACUUAAGCCAGACACACAAGGUGCUUAGACAUGAGUGUACAUGGUGUACCGAGGGACUUGAGCCAGUUACCUUUGCUGUCACUUUCUCUUAUGAAUUUUAUUGGCUGCUCACUUAACAGUGUCCUCUUUGGAAAUAAUAUGUAAAAUAAAGGCUCUGUGCU
This is a messenger RNA of Octodon degus (degu), 991 nucleotides long. RefSeq names its product FK506 binding protein 1B (gene Fkbp1b). Gene Ontology annotation, biological process: regulation of cardiac muscle contraction by regulation of the release of sequestered calcium ion. The record is from RefSeq and is a predicted model, not a curated record. Gene Ontology annotation, cellular component: sarcoplasmic reticulum membrane. The transcript is spliced from 4 exons. Gene Ontology annotation, molecular function: peptidyl-prolyl cis-trans isomerase activity. The coding region runs from base 158 to 400 and encodes 80 amino acids. Lineage: Eukaryota; Metazoa; Chordata; Mammalia; Rodentia; Octodontidae.